Messenger RNA from Saccoglossus kowalevskii, 1308 nucleotides. Its product is annotated as monocarboxylate transporter 12-like. Lineage: Eukaryota; Metazoa; Hemichordata; Enteropneusta; Harrimaniidae. Gene Ontology annotation, biological process: transmembrane transport; monocarboxylic acid transport. The record is from RefSeq and is a predicted model, not a curated record. Gene Ontology annotation, molecular function: monocarboxylic acid transmembrane transporter activity.
AUGGCUUGCAACGACUUUGGUGGAUCGGAAUGGUGCUGUGGUUGGCUUAUAGUUUUAAGUAGCCAUAGCUUACAAAUGUUGAUGGCUGGAUGUCAAUUGAGUAUGGGAGUAUUUCUGGUAAAAUUCAUGGACUAUUUCGGAGAGGGUGCUGGAAAAACGGCUUCAAUUGUAUCGCUGCAAUCAGGCGUAAUGUUUUUCCCAGGGCCCUUGGUCAGCAUUUUGAAUAAUAAAUUUGGAACCAAGCCAUUGGUUGUUAUUGGUGGUGUAUUAUCUAGUACGGGUAUAUUUUUCAGUGCAUUUGCUAACAGUGUCAACAUAUUCAUAUUCAGUUACGGUAUAACAGUUGGAUUCGCAUUUGCACUUGUUUAUGGACCAAGCGUCGUGAUCGUGGGACAGUAUUUCCACAAACGACACGCACUAGCCAAUGGCAUCGUCUUUGCUGGAUUCGGUGUCGGCAUAAUGGUAUUUCCGCCUCUGUAUCAGACGUUAAUUGACAAAUACGGAUGGAGGGGAGCAAUGAUUGUAAUGGCAGGAAUCAAUAUGAAUAUCGUUGUAUGUGGAAUGUUAAUGAGACCACCACCGAAAUAUGACCGAGAAGUCAAAAAUGGAGAUGUUAAUGGAUGUACGUAUGUAAAUCAACACGAAUGUGCAAAUUCGUUGUUAGCAACGCGAUCAUCUGAAUCACGCAAGGAUGACGGGAACAAAGAAAUUCGUAACAGUACAAGUUUAAGACGCAAAAUCACUCACCACCUUGCGUUACAGUUAUACACGAAUUCCUGGUUCCGUAUACUGUGUGUCACGGUACUGAUAGCUGCUAUCGGUCAACUCGUACUCCUGGUUCAUAUAGUGAAUAGAGCAGUAUCCGAUGGGAUACCCGCACUUGAUUCUGCUUUCUUGAUGACAAUAAUUGGAAUAUCAACUAUGCAGUGUAUGCCCUUGUUCGCAGCAUUGUAUGGCAUUGCGGACAGUAUGAGCGUCCCCCUACACAGUGUUGUAUCUCUAAAACACUGUAUUGGAACAGAAAACUUAUCAAGUGCAGUUGGGUGGUAUUUAUUCUAUGGUGGUAUUGGGUACAUUCUUGGACCACCAUUUGGAGGUUGGAUAUAUGACAUUUCAUUGAACUAUGACCUCUCAUUUAUAGCAGCUGGCUGUUCAUUAUUACUGGCAGCAUUUCUCAUUCUUAUGCAAAUUGUCUACAAACGAUGUCAAUCACAAAACACUGAGAAUAGAUAUGCAAGUAACGUCACUAGGCUGCAUCAUCAUACAGACAUCAGUAUUGGUGAUGCCAUUUGUGAAACAUCUUUGUGA